AUGGCUUCAUCGCAAGAAAUCUUAGAAAUAAUACCCAAGUUCACCGGAGGACUGAGUUUCAUAUUCAGUCUUUCAACUGCAACAUACAUCAUAUUCUUCAGUGAAGAUGCAAAGAGGGGGUUCUACAACAGACUGGUGGUUGGGAUGUGCUUCGCAGAUAUGUUGAGCAGUUUGGCAUUCUUCUUCAGCACAUGGCCCAUGCCAACCGAUUCAGACGCAAUAUUCGCUGCUGGAAAUGAAGCGACGUGCCGUAUACAAGGUUUCUUCACACAGUACAGCAUUGCCUCCCAACUAUACGUUGCUUCGAUUGGGGCAUUCUACAUAUUGGCGAUCAAAUAUGGAUGGAAAGAGAGGCAUUUUGCAAAAUGGGGUCCUCUUUUUCAUUUCGUACCGGUCGGAUUCGGACUCGGAUCGUCCAUUACCGUGACAGCACUGGAUAUCAUUGGGCCAGCAAACCUUUGGUGUUGGAUCGCACCUCAAGCGGACAGACCAGAGCUUGAUGUAAACCCGUAUCGAAUGGCUCUGUUCUACGCACCGCUAUGGGCGGCUAUGGUCUUUGUUGGAGUCAACUUGUUCUUUGUCUUUCUCUACGUCCACAGAGUGACAAAAGUAGCUGAAGGGCAUGUUGCCAAAUGGAUGCCUGAACAGUCAAAGACAGCUAGGGUUAUUGCCGAAGAUGCUGAAUCAAAUGACGAAGAAGAAGAAAUAUAUUGUGGGCAAGUCGUCAGCAGCGAUAGCUCAUCCGGAGAAGAAAACGAGAACAACGAACCACUCGACGACAGUGGAAGCACGUCGUCUUCUGAGGACGCAGGACCAGAUCAUGGUAGAGUGUCCACCAUUGUUCGAAACAAACAAGAAGAGCAAAUCAAAAUGUACGCAAGGAGGCGUCGCGAAAUCGCAUAUCAGUGCUUACGAUUUGCCUUGGCGUUCUACAUCACCUGGAUGCCACUAUCAUGGGUACGGAUACUGCAACUUUUGGGAAGACCAAUUCCAUAUGGUUUGCUUGUCUUCUCAGCGAUAAUGUCGCCACUGCAAGGUCUUCCGAAUCUGCUCGCAUUUUUGUACCCGAUGAUUAGAAAGAAGUUUAAGUUUCGAAAGCAAGCGCGGAAGUACGCCGAACAGAACAAGGAAGAUCAACAGAAGCCAAAAGAUGCCGUGGAACAGAUUGAACCUUCAGCUGCCAUUGCGCCUAGCCAGCAGCCGCCAGCAACCUACAGGAAGAUCCGUGGCAUUCACGGAACUUCAGCUUGGGGCCUCAGUAUGCAGCACACAUAUGACCUGCACCCGGAAGACUAUGCUCUUUCUUCCGAUAUCAAAAGUGAGGAGCAGAAUGAGAUCUAUACGCAUCCAGAAAUGUACUUUAUGAGAAAAUAG
Cylindrotheca closterium is the source of this 1374-nucleotide messenger RNA. Lineage: Eukaryota; Bacillariophyta; Bacillariophyceae; Bacillariales; Bacillariaceae. The record is from the annotation of a GenBank genome assembly.